Drosophila subobscura is the source of this 705-nucleotide messenger RNA. RefSeq names its product zinc metalloproteinase nas-14. NCBI's taxonomy places the organism in Eukaryota, Metazoa, Arthropoda, Insecta, Diptera, Drosophilidae. The transcript has a single exon. The coding region runs from base 68 to 682 and encodes 204 amino acids. The record is from RefSeq and is a predicted model, not a curated record.
CUCCAUUUAGUUGUGGGCUUUGUGGCCGCGAGCAGUACGAGUUUUCAGUUGGCUGAUAGAGGAAAUAAUGCGUGCGGCAAUUUGGAUUUCGUUUGGCCUGCUGCUGGUCGGCUGCUGUCUGGCGCGUCCACAGGAGAGCACCACGGUGGCCACGACAAGCAGCACAAGCAGUCCAAGCAUUGCAAGCAGUACAAGCACCACGAGUACCACUGCCAAGCCCAAGGAGGAUAAGUCGGGCUCCACCACAACGACAACAACGACAACAACGACAACGACAACGACAACGCCGAAGCCCAAAGAGCAGAAAGCUGAGUCGACAACAGCAGCUGCCAGCAGCAGCACCACCACGACUUCCUCCACCACAACCACCCCCAAGCCCCAGAACGAUGACGAGGAGGCGGCCAGGCUGCUGCAGCAGUGCGCCGAGGUCAGUCGUCGCAAGAAGCGCGGCGGCUCCUCCUCCUCCGAGGAGGACAGCGGCGAAAAGACCAAGUCCAAGUCGGCCAAGAAGGAGCGCAAGCAGUUGAAGAAGCUGUGCAAGCAGUUGAGGAAGCAGCAGGAACGCAAGCAGGACAGGGCACAAAAGGGAUCGCUCACCGAGCUGGCCGCGGCGCUGCGCUCCUACAACCAGCGACAGAGUCAAACCCCGAACGAGGGACAGAGCCGCAGGCACAGGAACUAAGAAAUCAAAUAAAAAACUUUAUU